AUGUAUCGUGGAUCACCCACGAAACUUCACGACCAUGUAUCACGGCUUCUGGCGGGUGGCAUUUACAAAGUCCCACCAAUUUGGUUUCCGGUUAUGAAGACAGUUCCACCUGGUUCAAGUGUCCUUCGUUCCCCACUUCAAUUUCGCAAACGACCACAAAAGAUUGUGUAUGAAGAAGAUUCCUUACGACGAAGAUUCUAUAGAGAUCAUCCUUAUGAAUUAUUGCGACCUCAAAGCUUAAUCGAAAAAGAGAUACCUGUUAGAGAAGACUGGAGCACCUUAUUGGGCGGUAGGCACCCUACCCAAAUUAGCGGUGAGAGCGUGAUAAAAUAUCAACUUUAUCUCAUGUCGACCGGAAUGUCAAAAAGUAAGGCAUAUGCUCAGGCAUGUAAUGAAUUUUAUGCAAUUCGUGCGAGACAGGAAGUAGUUGAGCGUGUUGCUGAAGAGCAAGCGUUAGCAUUUGGUGCCAAACGACCUUUGUCUCAAACUGAGAGG
Messenger RNA from Racocetra persica, 495 nucleotides. Lineage: Eukaryota; Fungi; Glomeromycota; Glomeromycetes; Diversisporales; Gigasporaceae. The record is from the annotation of a GenBank genome assembly.